AUGACAGAUGAGUUUCUAUUUCAAGACAACAAGAACCAUACUGUUUGUAUAAAUCCAACAAAAAGAACUUUAAACGAGAAACCUAUAGAUGAACUUCUUUUGAAAGCAGAUGUUGACAACAAAGCUGACAAAGAAUAUGUCAUUGAAAAAGUUCAAGAAGAACAUGACAGAGCAGAUGCAACAUAUGCAACGAAAGAACAUACUCAUCCUGAACUAGCGGACAAAACAUAUGUUGACAAUAAAAUGUCAAGUGAAGUGACAAGAGCUGAAAACGAAUAUUCUAAAAAGACUCAUAUACAUACCAUUGCAAAUAUUACAAACUUACAAGAAACCUUAAACAGGAAAAGUGACGUUGGACAUACACAUUCUAUAUCUGAAAUAACAGACUUAAACGUUAGCCUUGAAAAGAAAGCUGACAAAACAUAUGUCAACAGUGAGUUAGAGGAGAAGGUAGAUAGGGGUUGUAUGGCUAGUGCGUUAGUGAAGAAGGCAGAUAAGGAAUAUGUGGAUGAAAAAGACAAUGAAAUUAAAGAAAGGGUUGAAUGGUAUAAUGAACGGACAUCGAAGAUUUUAGAAGGUAAAGCCAAUACAGGGUGGGUUUCAGGAUGUUUAGACCUUAAAGCGGAUAAGAACCAUACACAUACCAUUGCAAAUAUUACAAACUUACAAGAAACCUUAAACAGGAAAAGUGACGUUGGACAUACACACGAUUUCUUCGCAACUGUUGGUAUAGAAAAUAUUGAAGGAACGGUUGAAGAACCUGAUGGAACUGGUGGGGAUGUAUUAAAUUGGAAACCUCCUAACUUUCCACAAGGUUUAACAUCGGAAGAAGACAUAACAACGAUGAGAUACAUUAGAUGUAGAAAUGUCUAUGUCAUGGAGGAUGAAAAAAAAGUUAAAUUCACUGCUCAAGAUUUAUAUGACAACAAAGCUGACAAAACAUAUGUUAACGAUGAGUUAGAUAAGAAAGCUGACAAAACAUAUGUUAACGAUGAGUUAGAUAAGAAAGCUGACAAAACAGAGCUUCAAACGUUAAAGACAGAAAUACUUCAAACACUAUAUCUAUAG
Molecule: messenger RNA, 1068 nt
Organism: Trichomonas vaginalis G3
Lineage: Eukaryota; Parabasalia; Trichomonadida; Trichomonadidae
Product: phage tail repeat-like family
Exons: 1
Coding region: 1-1068 (355 amino acids)
Source: RefSeq, a predicted model, not a curated record